Pyricularia pennisetigena is the source of this 252-nucleotide messenger RNA. RefSeq lists its product as uncharacterized. Lineage: Eukaryota; Fungi; Ascomycota; Sordariomycetes; Magnaporthales; Pyriculariaceae. The record is from RefSeq and is a predicted model, not a curated record. The transcript has a single exon. Bases 1 to 252 code for a protein of 83 amino acids.
AUGAAGUCAUUUUGUUUCUGGUGCUGUGGGCCACCGGCGACCACGAGCCCCUCCAGUUCGACGUGCCCGCCAUGCUCUAGGGCAAGAACCCGCCUGCCCAACAACAUCCAGGGCUCCAUCAUCGACCACCGCGGCUACUUCCUGCCCGCCGCCUCGGGUACUUUCUUGCUCUCGUCGGAGCGCGUCGACGACGUCGGCCUCUUCUGGGUCGGCGAGAAGGCCCGCGGCCUGUACCCCCGUCUUCGAAGCUGA